AUGUUGAGACUUGCCAAAUCAACGAACCUCACACGUUCCUUCGCCACUUCCGCCAACCUCAUGAAGGCCUCUACGAGAAUUGAAACCGACGCCUUUGGCGAGAUCGAGGUGGACUCUUCCAAAUACUACGGUGCUCAGACCGCCAGAUCUAAGAAAAACUUUGACAUUGGUGGUGUUGCUGCCCGUAUGCCUGAGCCUGUUGUCAGAGCUUUCGGUGUGUUGAAGAAGUCCGCUGCCAUUGUCAACGAGUCCUACGGUACUUUGGACCCAAAGAUUGCCAAGGCUAUCCAGCAGGCUGCUACUGAGGUCGCCGAGGGUAAAUUGGAUGACCACUUCCCCUUGGUUGUGUUCCAGACUGGUUCCGGUACUCAGUCCAACAUGAACGCCAAUGAGGUUAUUUCUAACCGUGCCAUUGAGAUCUUGGGCGGUGAGUUGGGCUCCAAGAAGCCUGUUCACCCUAACGACCACUGUAACAUGUCGCAGUCGUCCAACGACACCUUCCCAACUGUGAUGCACAUUGCUGCUGUCACCGAGAUCUCCAAGCACUUGAUCCCUGAGUUGACCCACUUGCGUGACUCUUUGCAGAAGAAGUCCGACGAGUUCAAGGACAUCAUCAAGAUUGGUAGAACCCACUUGCAGGAUGCUACCCCAUUGACCUUGGGCCAGGAAUUCUCCGGUUACGCCCAGCAGCUCUCCAACGGUAUCGAGAGAGUUGAGGCCACUGUCCCAAGAUUGUCUCUUUUGGCUCAGGGUGGUACCGCUGUCGGUACUGGUUUGAACACCAAGAAGGGCUGGGACUCCAGAAUUGCUGAGGAGGUCACCAAGUUGACUGGCUUGCAGUUCAAGACCGCCCCUAACAAGUUCGAGGCUUUGGCUGCUCACGACGCCAUUGUUGAGGCUUCUGGUGCUUUGAACACCGUCGCUGUUUCCUUGUACAAGAUCGCCAAUGACAUCAGAUACUUGGGUUCCGGUCCAAGAUGUGGUUACGGCGAGUUGUCCUUGCCAGAGAACGAGCCAGGUUCGUCUAUUAUGCCUGGUAAGGUCAACCCUACCCAGAACGAGGCCUUGACCAUGGUCGCUGCCCAGGUUAUGGGUAACAACACUGCCAUCACCUUCGCCGGUGCUUCUGGUCAGUUCGAGUUGAACGUUUUCAAGCCAGUCAUGAUCUCCAACUUGUUGAGCUCCAUCAGGUUGAUCGCUGACGGCUGCAGAUCUUUCAGAACUAACUGUGUGGACGGUAUCUCUGCCAACACCGACAAGAUCGAGAAGGUGUUGCACGAAUCCUUGAUGUUGGUUACCGCCUUGAACCCUAAGAUCGGUUACGACUCUGCUUCCAAGGUUGCCAAGAACGCCCACAAGAAGGGCUUGACCUUGAAGGAGUCCUGUCUCGAGUUGGGCGUUUUGUCUUCCGAGGAGUUCGACCAGUGGGUCAGACCAGAGAAGAUGAUUGGUCCUAAGGACUAA
Molecule: messenger RNA, 1464 nt
Organism: Candidozyma pseudohaemuli
Lineage: Eukaryota; Fungi; Ascomycota; Pichiomycetes; Serinales; Metschnikowiaceae
Product: class II fumarate hydratase
Exons: 1
Coding region: 1-1464 (487 amino acids)
Biological process (GO): tricarboxylic acid cycle; malate metabolic process; fumarate metabolic process
Cellular component (GO): tricarboxylic acid cycle heteromeric enzyme complex; mitochondrion
Molecular function (GO): fumarate hydratase activity
Source: RefSeq, a predicted model, not a curated record